This is a messenger RNA of Cladocopium goreaui, 1424 nucleotides long. The record is from the annotation of a GenBank genome assembly. Lineage: Eukaryota; Dinophyceae; Suessiales; Symbiodiniaceae.
GCGGCAUCGAUGUGAUGGCACUGCAAUUGCCUGCUUCAUUUGAGGUGGAGCCGUUAGGCAGCACCCAUUCUUUGCGUCGAAGCAGCAGCGUUGCAACUGCCGUAGCCAUGCUGGGCGGUCAAGACCCAUUUCAAUCAUUUCAGGGAAGUGACCAAGGCAGACCUGCCAGCUGGCAAUCAGUGUUUCUCCUAAUUUUGGCGUUUGUCCUCAUUGCUUCCAUGAGUGGAGGACUGAUUUUUGGCUCAGCUCCCUUUCAGGCAGCUUUGGUGGACUAUGGAUAUUCCAUGGAGGAGGCCAAACACAUUUGGGGUUUGGCCUUCCAGGUCUUCGUGGUUGGAACAGCCAUGGUAUCACCCCUGCUCGAUUACAUUGCGCCGCGUUGGUUCGCUAGCUUUGGACUGGCUUUGGAAUGCUUCGGUCAUCACCUAUUGGCUGGGAUUGCGGCCUAUCCUUUGCAGGAGGGAAGGUACAUCUUGGCAGCCGGCCUUGGCAUAGUUGGAGUGGGUGGCAACAUGCUGAUGCUGUCAUCCAUUCAAUUCAGUGGCCUUUUUGUCAACAGCUGCACGAUUACAGCGAUGAUGAGCGGCACUUAUCAACUUGCGGGCUUUAUCUUUUCCCUGCUCGAUGCUUCCUUCAUGAAUUUCGAGGUUUUCUUUCACAUGUACGAAAUCAUCAGCUUAGUUGGGAUGGGUCUGGCAUUUAUUUGCUACCCCAAUGAGCCUUACACGUCGUCUCUACAGCCAGCCGGUUGCACCUGGCCCACAAUGCCGUGUCGGCCCUGUGGUGGUGCUCCUUCUUCCUGCAAGGAUUCCUGGGCUCCGCUGCAGCUUUCUCGGACGUGGUUCUUUCUGUUGUCCUUCUCAUUGGGUGCCACAUGCGGCGCCUGGUGCUCAGCCACUUUCUUGCAGACUGUGACACGGAAGGCCCAAGCAGCAGGGGAGCUCCCAAGCGCAGUUGACGCAUUUGUGGUUUGGAUGCCAUUCGUGUCAAAUGCAACCUUUGUUUUUUCACCAUGCAUUGGCAUGCUCAUUGAUCUUCAGGGCUUUGUUCCUGCGGUGCAGAUUCUGUUGGCCAUGGUUCUGUCCGCAGUUCUAUCGCUUUGGCUCUUGCCCUUCAACUUGCAAUGGUGGACGCUGUUGUCCCUCAAUUGCCUACAAGCAGUGACCUACAGUCUCCAAUUCACCUACACCGCGCGGCGCUACCGGGUGGAACAGUUUGGCAUCAUCAUGGGCUUUACAACUGUAAUUCAAAGUGUGGUGAACAUAGGGGGGUUGUACCUGCUGACUGCUCCUGCCGGCCUGGCAGCUGCCGCGUUUAUUGUGCCCACCUGCUUCACUUGCCUGAUGUGGUGCUUGAAAGAACGACGAGACAUUUCCAGGCUACUUCCAGGCCAUGCUGUUGUAGGAUAGAAAACAGUGCCAAAA